This is a messenger RNA of Colletotrichum navitas, 865 nucleotides long. RefSeq lists its product as uncharacterized. The transcript has a single exon. Lineage: Eukaryota; Fungi; Ascomycota; Sordariomycetes; Glomerellales; Glomerellaceae. Bases 193 to 687 code for a protein of 164 amino acids. The record is from RefSeq and is a predicted model, not a curated record.
CACAACUUAUCCGAGUUUUUCACAGGGUUUUGUCCCAUUCGUUUUGCUCCGAUUGAUUUUCUCCCGCCUCUACGUAAGCGUUCCUGGCACCUCCUUUGCCUCCCUAUUCAACCAAACAUACCUUGCGCCAUCAACUUGCAUACCGUCUACACACCCGGCUGACCAUGCACGCCUACUUUAUUUAACCAGACCAUGAUCAUUCCGACCUCUGAAGCGCUAUACACAAAUACACCGACUUCCUUUAAUCUGACUACAGUCGGUCCGGUUUCCGAAGCGUCAUACCUUCCCUCUCUGGCCUCUGGAGCCAACGAAAACGACGACGACAGUGACAGUACCGUCGAUCCCGACGACUCGGCAAGCCGCGUACGACCUCCGAGACGCCCCCGCCGCCAUUCACGGGCGCCCCCAGCCCCGCCGGCCGAGCAAGAGCCAAUACAAGACCUCGUUAACGUUGCUCUCCCUGCCGCACAAGCAGUGUCUCUCUGGUGUGCAAGCCACGACAGCAACACACGGGAGCUCGAGGUGCCUGCAAACCUCAUCCGUCAAAUCGAAGAACGGACGCAGAGGCGUGUACAAGCCCAGGUUAAUGCCUACAAUGAGCGACGGGCUCGGCUGCAGCAGGCCCGCGACGCAAUGGCGCGCCAGAUACUAGACAUUCGAGCGGUUCUGCAAACAGUCGUCACCUAGGUUUCUUCUUUCUGUUCUGUUUGCUCGACUCCCGAUCCAAAGAGCAUGCUACGUACAUACAAGAGAAACAAAGCAUCUCAAAAGGGAAUAGACGCGCCAGACACUCCGUCUCUCGCCUUAUCAAUUGUCUCCCCAUCACUAGUGACUAUGCUCAUCCAUCAGUCUCGUUAAACACCAA